CACAAAUCUGUGACGUAGAAUACACGAUGCAGAUAAGCGCCAAGUUUGUUGUGCUGGUAUUUGUUAGAGAAAAAAGGAAAUGGAUUUAGAAAAAUCGGUGAUUCGGAGAGUUGUAUCGAAAUGUAGAGCACGAGAUAUAGAAUCGUUGCUGAAAAAAUGGGGUUGGCUUACUGACGGUGACAUGAAGAAAAUUAAUUUCCGUGCUUCGAAGAGAGUUAUUGCAUCUCAAAUCAGCGACAUUUGUAAGGCAAAAGGUCUUAGAGAAGAAGUCGGUGAUCUGGAUUUGUUAUGCACUCAGCUGAAUUCAUUUGGACUGAAAUGGACAGUCUUGAAGUUGAAAGGGAGUCAGCCUAAAACGGAUUUUGAUCCUCUUGAGAUUCAGGAUCGACUGCUGGGCCUUCUUGAACCAGAAUGCCAUGGAGAAGUACACUUGAAUGUGAAGAGUUUUGGCGGAGCAACUUGGGUGCGUUUGUACAUAAAAGAUGACGCCCCUUUCCGUGCUACUGAUACAGUGUACUUUUUGUCUUAUCCCCACACACCCAUCCUUAUCACAUGUCGCAUGAAAGUAAAGAUCCGGGACCUUCUGUACUCAGUCCUACUGGAGAUAUUUCAAGCAGAGGAGAUCAAAGAAUUGCAGCUUACAGGUCAUCACUUGCCAUCACUGGCAGAUCUUGCUCUGCAGCAGAAUGCCCAGGGUCCUUUUCAGAAAUACAGGGACUUGAUGGAAGAGGAGAACCCCCUUGUCAGAAGUAGGCUACUUAAAAAGACAGGAACGGCCCCAGAAGAAAUAGUAUGGGAGUCAAGACUGACAGAUGAGAAUAAGGAACAAAAGGAGCGUCGACAGGAAAAGCUGGAUGGUACAUUUGGUAUCUCUACACAACCUACUUUAGAAAAACUAGAAUAUAAGCUGAAUCUAAGGUUUCGAGGAACAACCUUUGCUCCUGCUCUUAAGGACCGUAAAGAUCUGUUUCGAUGUCGGGUCAAGUUUGAAGGUCCGUCAGUACUGGAAGGAACAAAGAAUCUGGGUAAAUCAGGACUUGCAACUCUGCCUAUGCCAAGGCAUUUGUUUAAAGUGCACUCCCUUGCAAAAAAUCACUUUAUUAUUGCUGAGAUAGAUUCAAGCAAGAGAGCUAAAGACAGAAGUACAACUGAGUAAAAUUUAUGUAAGACAACAUGGCUUUUAUUAUUAUAACUUAUUUCAUGGAAAACUUGUCGUUCUAAUUUGUCUAAUUGCUUGUCUGAAAAGUAUUUGAUUUUUGUACAGUUCAGAAUCUGAUUUUUAAAUAGAUUUUUUUUUUUUUUUUUUUGAAUAACGUGAUGUUUAGUACUGACAGUCCUUUUCCUGAUAUAACCCUGAAAACUAUUAAUAACUCAUUGAAACAAACCUGUGUUAUUUUGAUCAUUAUAAUUUUGUGUGUGUGUUCUAAACAAGGUAACAGGAUGCAUCUUAUCUUAUAUGAUCUUGCAUAAUUGUGAUCUAUCCUGAGAAAAGUCACUCUGAUGGUUGCUCAUUUUUUUAUUUCAGUACCUCUGCUGGUACUUGCACAUGUGUAUACAUAUGCAGGCAUGCACAAACACUCAACAUCAUAUGAAAAGUAAUGAUGUAAGUCAUAAAACAGAAGAAUCAACAAGCUCAAACAAAAUCAGUCUGUUACAACCUUGUGAUUACUUUAAGGAAAUCCAACAAACACCCACUGUUGAUUCCUCAACCAGUCACCAGAAUAUUGCAUUAGCCAUCCAUCCUAGCUAUUGUAAACAGUGACAAGUGCCUGUUACUCAGUCUUGAAUGACUAAACAGAAACUCUAUACAAUAAAUUAUCCCAUUCAGCAAUGUGAAGAAAAUCAAUGACAAAGUCAUUUGAGUAGCUGGUGCUUGUUUGAGAUAUUUCAUGCAUUUUCUUUAUGGCUUCUUCUUUGUUCCCACAAUAAUGCUUAUCAUCUAAAUGUGUAGGGACCUCUACGUAUACAUACUUGAUUAUAUACUUGUACACACAGAAGUAACUGAAAUAAACCAUGUGUGUGUAUAUCUGUCACAUUAUAGAUAUACUUUUUGUCUCAUAUAUAUAAUGUAUAUGAUAUACAAAUUUAUAAAAAAAUACUUGUAUUUGUAGCCAAAAAUACACUUGCAACAUAUAAAAACAGCAAGUAUUGGGGUUAAAUAUAUGUUAAGAAAACAAAAGCUGUGUUAAAUACCCUUGGAAUGAAAGCCUCUGGCUAAAUAAGGUCAAGAGUUGUUACAAAGAAAUGAGUACUUGGAGAAAAAAGUUCCUGUCUGACUUAAAAGUUUAUUGCUAUACUUAUAUUGCAUUUUGUUAUUACAACGAAUUAUAUUUGAAUACAGGUCACAUACAUAAAUCAGUCUGCAUUCUUGCACAUGUUUUGCUCUUUCUCUCACACACACACACAAAUAUAGAGCUAAUCUCCCAUACGCACUUAUUUGAUUUAUGUAUAUGUAUAUUUACAACAAUAGAUCCAACAAGUUUUUAUUAUAUUUUUGUCAUUUUCCAGAGAUGAGUGGAAGCCCAUUUGUUAAACUGUCAACUCGCAUGAUGAUGACUAGUCUUUUUUUUUUUAAGUUUUGUUCUUUGUUGUCUUGGUUAUUGUUGGUCUAAUAGUAAUAGGCUUUGUAAGCUGCUUGUGUAAAUGGCCACUCCAUAGAAUAAGUUCUAAGUUAAUAUAAAAUGUCUAAUCUAGUGUUUGCGAUAAUGACAAAUGGCAAAAGUUGAGAUAAAAACAUUCUUCUUAACAGAAAGUAUAUUUUUAAUAGUUGAUAACCAUUUUAGUAUUGCUUACAUUAAUUUAAUCUUAAAUAUUAAUUUAACUCAUUAUGUCACACAAACUAAUAAUAGACUUUAUAAAGCACAUUUCCCUGUUUCAUUGCAGUUUUCAUAAAUAUGGCCAAUAACUUAUUUAAAAAAGAACUUGUGCUGUUUAAUUAUGAACCUAUGAGCAGCAAAAAAUCCUAUUUAAAAACAUCAUUUGGGCAGAAUAAACCCUUAAAAAUA
Molecule: messenger RNA, 3005 nt
Organism: Pomacea canaliculata
Lineage: Eukaryota; Metazoa; Mollusca; Gastropoda; Architaenioglossa; Ampullariidae
Product: centromere protein N-like
Exons: 9
Coding region: 80-1156 (358 amino acids)
Biological process (GO): CENP-A containing chromatin assembly; chromosome segregation
Source: RefSeq, a predicted model, not a curated record